This is a messenger RNA of Notechis scutatus (mainland tiger snake), 878 nucleotides long. RefSeq names its product deoxyuridine triphosphatase (gene DUT). Gene Ontology annotation, molecular function: magnesium ion binding; dUTP diphosphatase activity. Gene Ontology annotation, biological process: dUTP catabolic process; dUMP biosynthetic process. Lineage: Eukaryota; Metazoa; Chordata; Lepidosauria; Squamata; Elapidae. The record is from RefSeq and is a predicted model, not a curated record.
CUAAAAGGGUCCGUGUUCCGGUUUCUCCCAAGGCAAAGUCACCCCGGGGAAGCGAGGCUGGGUCUUAAUCGAGGCCUCUGAAGCCAAACCCUGGUUAGAAGACGUCUCGUGUGAAUGCAGCCUUCCUGACUUCUCUCGACCCCCGGCCGAGGAGAAGGGGAGAAAAGACAAGGCUGCCAUCUUAGCCUCCUCCCGAUCUACCAGAGACAGCGAGGCUGCUUUUCUCCCUCUCCGGUCUCGGAGGCAGAAGAACGAGCAACACGAGGCCGAAAAAAGGUCCUUCAGACGCUGCCAUGACUCCCCUGCGCUGCCUCAAGCACAAAUUAGCCGCCUUUUUUCGCGCCUUCGCCAUGCCAGUCUCCACAAUAAUCCCCGGAGAAUCUUCCAGCGCCGCGCUGGAUAGUCCCAACGGCGACACGGUUUAUCAGACCCUGCGUUUCGUCAAGCUGACCGAAAACGCUUUUGCGCCUUCUAAAGGAUCUUCCCGGUCGGCGGGCUACGAUUUGUACAGUGCAUAUGACUGUGAGGUCCCUGCCGCAGGGAAAGCUGUUGUGAAAACAGAUAUUCAGAUUGCCCUUCCUACUGGCUGCUAUGGUCGAGUUGCUCCUCGAUCUGGAUUAGCUGUAAAUCAUUUCAUUGAUGUUGGUGCUGGAGUAAUUGAUGAGGACUACAGGGGAAAUGUUGGUGUUGUAUUGUUUAACUUUGGAAAGGAACCAUUUAAAGUUAAAAAAGGUGACAGGAUUGCUCAACUAAUCUGUGAGCGCAUCUACUAUCCGGUUCUUGAAGAAGUCAAGGUUUUGGAUGAAACGGAACGUGGCUCAGGUGGUUUUGGAUCAACUGGGCAGAAAUAAAGAAAACCCUUUUAUACAGUAUAUUUU